AAAAAAAAAAAAAACCGUGAGCACGCAUCCCAAUCGGGUUUAUGUUACAUAUAAAUAUUAAGAUACUUAACUUGAUUGAGUUUAUUGGAAUUGACUGAAAUCUGUGUAUGUAAAUAUUGUUUCUCUCGGAACAGACGAUGGAAAUAUUCAAAUUAAAGCAGUCACUGGUUAAUCUCAGCUGCUCUUCCGUACCACACAGCGAUUGUGAUUCACCUCUGCAGUGAAGCCACUCCCACAGCAAUUCACCAAUUAAUGCUGUGAAUAUUUACAUCAUCCGACAAGUAAAGGAAGAAAGAAGGUGGUAUAUAAAGAGGAACAAUUCCAAUUGUAACCACUGAAGUCAACUGACCUACUAUUGCAAAAAUGAAGUUUUUAAAAGAGGAGUUUAAAAAGGAGAGUGAAGACAUCAGUAUAACAGAAGCAUGCAGAAUGAAACAUGAAGAUACUGAGGAACAAAUAGACAUGAUAGAAGUAAAAGAAGAAAGUCAAGAACUGAAUGACGUGGAGGAGAAACAUCAUCAGCAUCAUACAUUUGAUCAUUUCAUGACUGGAGAAGAAUCUUUUAGUGGCUCAAAGACUGAAAUUGAUUUCUCACAGAAAAUAACUCGAAGAGCAAGAGCCAAAAAAUCUUUCACUUGCCAUCAGUGUGGAAAGAGUUUUGCACAAAAAGGAACCCUUAACACUCACUUAAAAUAUCACACUGGAGAGAAGCCUUUCACCUGCCAUCAGUGUGGGAAGAGUUUUGUGCAAAAAGGAGAUUUAAACUGUCACAUGAGAAUUCACACAAGAGAGAAAUCUUUCACCUGCCAUCAUUGUGAAAAGAGUUUCACGCACAAAAAAAACCUUAACACUCACUUAAAACGUCACACUGGAGAGAAGCUGUUCUCGUGCUUUCAAUGUGGAAAAUGUUUCUUUUUUAAAAGAGGCCUUAAGAGUCACAUAACAAUUCACACUGGAGAGAAGCCUUACACCUGCUCUCAAUGUGGAAAGAGUUUCAGAGAUCGAGGAAACUUUAAGAGCCACAUGAGAAUUCACACUGGAGAGAAAUCUUUCACCUGCCAUCAAUGUGAAAAGAGUUUCAAACACAAAAGAAACCUUAACACUCACUUAAAACGUCAUACUGGAGAGAAGCCAUUCUUGUGCUUUCAAUGUGGAAAAAGUUUCUCACUUCAAAAAGACCUUAAGCGUCACAUGAGAAUUCACACAGGAGAGAAGCCUUUCACAUGCCAUCAGUGUGGAAAGAGUUUCAGAGAGAGUGGACACUUUAAGAAUCACAUGAGAAUUCACACUGGAGAGAAACCUUACACGUGUCUUCAGUGUGGAAAGUGUUUCACACAAGUAGGCCAUCUCACAAUUCAUCUGCAGUAUCACUCUGGAUUAAGACCAUUUAACUGUGAUCAGUGUGGCAAGACGUUUACAGCGGCAUCACAUCUAAAGGUACACCUGAUUACUCAUACUAACGAGAAGCCUUACGUGUGUUCUUUUUGCGGAAAGAGUUUUGAUACUUCAUCAAACCUGAAAGUACAUGAGAGAGUGCAUACUGGAGAGAAGCCAUACCACUGCACUUCAUGUGAGAAGAGUUUCAGCUCAUCAAGUAGUCUAAAGACUCAUUCAAAAAAGUGUGGUCCAAAAUUGUCAUUGUGAACAGGUUCAUUUCAGGAUCAACACUCAUGUACAGUAUUUUGUACAAUUUCAAUCAGUUUACUUGAUCUACUAUAGUUUGAAAGUCAUAAAUUCUUUAAAGCACCACAGAGGUUAGGAACAGGAAAAAAUAUUUUCUUUAUUAGUAUUUUUUAAUUGAUUUCCAGUGAAAAUAUCCAAUCAUUCUUAACUUCCUGAGACCCAGGUGAGAUUAAUGUGUGCUUUUUCUAUUUCCCUUGUAACUAGAUUUGUAACUAGAAGCACCUGAUAACCAUACAAACAAUGCAGCUUCUUAUGGUGCGUUCACAUACAACGCGAAGUGAGCAAUUCGCACGGCGCGAUUACAUACAAAGUCGUGAACGCACCAUUAUGGUUGUGUCAUACAAUUCAAGGUACCCACACACAGCUACAGCAAUUUUUCUUCUGCUACUACGUCAGUACGUCAGUGACAUACGGACAAUCUCAAUACUGAUAGGCUUUCGCGACAACGUGAUUUGCAAAUUUCUAGCCAGAGUUGAAAAAUUUCAUACGUGAAUGAAGCGAGUUUGCAUGUUCGAGUCACGUCAUUCGCUUCAUUCGUGCUGUCCAGUGUAAAUUUGUGUCUAUUCGCAUCUUUGCAUUGACUUUGUAUGUAAUCGCGCCAAGCAAAACGUUCACUUCGUGUUGUAUGUGAACGCACCAUUAGAAUAACAAAUUGUUUUCUUAAAAAAUGUCUGUCAUCACAUGGGGACAGCUGGUCUAUGUUUUGGAAUUUUAAAUUAGGUAGAUGCUAUUUGCACCAAGUGUAAAAAGCAACGAAAAGCAUCUGCUUUGUACUCUAGUGCUAAUAGUGGCAGAUACUCUUACACCCCUGUUUAAAUACAAAUAUACAAUAUAGUGGCAUCACUACAGCAUUUUUAUUGUGUUUAUUUGGAGUCCCACAGACACCCUACACCUACCCCUAACUCUACCUUACAAAAUUAACCAUUUUACUACAUUAACCAUAGUAUCACCAUGGUAUUUUUCUAGUAACCACAAAAUUAAACAUGGUUACUAUUACCUACAUGUUACUGUAAUAACACCAUGGUUAGUACAUCAGAACUUUAUAGUUUCCACCAAAACACAUGGUUACUACAAAUAUUGCUAUUACAAAAGUAAAACCAGGGUUAAUUUUAUCCAUAUCAAAUGCUUCUCUCAACUCCCUGACCAAAUCACUGCGAGGGAUCUCUUUUAUUUAUUACUUUAAGACUUUAUUACUAUAAUUACUUUAAAAUAAAAACAUAGAAAAAAGUAUGUCAUGGGAUGAGAUUUGAACCUGGCUUUCCAGUGUGACAACACAUACACAUACCGUUGUUACACCCAGAGCUACUACAGCUGCACACAGGGGCGCAGUUUGUCAAACAAUCCUCUGUUUCCAUCAGACUAUUGGAGCGCAAAUAGCCAUUUAGUUAUGCAAUCUCUUAAUCCACUCAAUGUGUAACCCGUUAACCAGUUUUAACCAGUCUCGAAACCAUUUAACCACUGCGAAAAAUUCAAAUAUGUCCACCUUCGUUUGAUCAGCAGUUGACCCCGAAUAAAUCUGUUAUGGCUGUCUUGAGAUUGGUCUGAGCAGUGGUGGGUGGAGUUAGUGUAAAUAGCCUCUGCCAACAAGAUGGUCUGUUUGCACAUAGUGUAAAUAUACACUCCAUUUAAAUUAAUAUCAAGCAAUAGAAAUUGAGCUUUUUUUCUAUACUUUAUUGUCAAAUAAACAAAUGGUAUACAGUGCUGUAGCAUUCGAACACAAUUAGAAAUUUGCUUCAUCAAUCAGUCAGAAUCUCGGUAUGAGGAUUAAUGAGAGAAUUCAAUCAUUUGUUGAAGUGACAGGGAUUGUCAGUCAGGCAAGCACACCAUACAAACUUGCAAAAACUACCUUUAGUCAUACAUCCACACAAAAAGGUGCUUUUUACACUCCUAAAGCCAAUAAAAGCAGAACUGGAUAGAAUGGAGAGAGUUUGAGUGAUACAAAAGAUUGAUAAACCCACUGAAAGGAUCAAUUCUCUGGUGAUUGCGGUCAAGCAAAAUGAAAAAUGUACGAUUUUGAAGCUCCAAAAUGUUCAUCACACAGAAGAUAGUCCAGAGCAGUUGAUCAAACGGCUUCAUCCAGUGAAAAGUUGAUACAGGAAAUCUGAGCAUACGUGUGUAUGGUCACACAAGCCUUACCCGUCGCUGAUGCCACGAUGCAAAUGAUACGCAAGGAAACGGAAAAAAGACCAAACACUAACAAAUGGUUGGCCUGAGUUAAAGCAAGACUGUGUUGCAGAUGUUCAAAAAUUCUGGAACUGCAGAGCUGAACUGUCUUUAAGGGAUGGCACUGAAUACAAGGGAAACUAAAUAGUGAUUCCGAAAAGCAUCAUUCAAGAGAUGUUGUGCGAAAUCCACAAAGGGCAUCUAGGGACUGAAAAGUCUAAUAAUAAGAAGAGCACACAGAUUCAUGUAUUGGCCAAGAAUUAAUCAGGGCAUCAUAAAUGUCAUAUCCAAAUGUCCUACCUGCAUCAAAUACCAGCCCAACAUUCCUAGAGAGCCCGUACAUCCUGUACCAGAGAGACCGAAUCAAAAAGUGGCUACAGGCCUCUAUGCAUGUCAUGGAAUCGCAUAGACACUUACUACCACUUGUUGUAUUCAGAGGUGUGUAAUCCCAUGCCCGAAGUCUGUUUUGCUAGACAUGGCGUUCCAGCUGGAGUAUUCACAGACAAUGGCCCCCAAUUUGCCAAUGCCAGUUUCACAGCCUUUUCAAAAGAUUAGGACUUUUUACACACCACAUCAAUCCAGUGGCCUUGAGGAAAAAUCGGUGGCAAAAGUGAAUCGGCUGAUGCAAAAAAUCAAAAGAUGGUGCCAUUAUUUUACAUGGGAUUGCUUACUCUAAUACACACUUGAAUGUGGUUACUCACCAGCAUGGACGAUGUCUUCGUUCUAACUUAUCUGUGACAGAGAAUCUUCAUCAAACAGGGGAAAUUGUGAAAAUGAGAGAACAAAGUAUAACAAAAAGCAAAGCAAAAGAUCUGCUAUGACAGAGGAACUCUUCUUCUGCCUGAGCGACAUGUUGGUGAUGAAAUUAGAUUAAAGACAAAUCCAGUCCCUGAAAUCAGUGAUCGAACAAAUGCAACCAAUGUACUAAAACAUCCAAACAAAAGAUGAUUCAGAAUAACUUGAAAGCAGAUAAAAGUCGUGUUGAAAAGAUUGAGAUACCAAUCAGAACAUCUGUUUGUGUACGGAUGUGUCCUGAAAGACUAAUAGGGUCAUGUUGAUAUAACUGAAAAAACGAAAAUGUAGAUUCAUUACUUUGGUAAUCUACAGAUGUUUGUUGUACAAAGCUGAUAUCUUGAAAGUUUGAACGGAGAAGUAUAACGGUCACCUGUUAACUUAAUUCAUUGUUGUUCAUUAAUGUAGACAUUAAUGUUUUUACCUUCGUUGAGUAUUUAAUGCAUGGAUAAAUAGAGGAAAACUGUAUAAUCAAACAAGAAACACUAGAUUUCUUUUUGACAUUCAGCUAUUCCUAACAAACCUUCAACUGUGACCGUAUUUUAUGGCUGUAAUACAGUCAAAUACAUUAUACAUACUUCAGGGUU
Messenger RNA from Xyrauchen texanus (razorback sucker), 5225 nucleotides. Its product is annotated as gastrula zinc finger protein XlCGF57.1-like. Gene Ontology annotation, molecular function: RNA polymerase II transcription regulatory region sequence-specific DNA binding; DNA-binding transcription factor activity, RNA polymerase II-specific. Gene Ontology annotation, biological process: regulation of transcription by RNA polymerase II. The record is from RefSeq and is a predicted model, not a curated record. NCBI's taxonomy places the organism in Eukaryota, Metazoa, Chordata, Actinopteri, Cypriniformes, Catostomidae. The coding region runs from base 364 to 1644 and encodes 426 amino acids. Gene Ontology annotation, cellular component: nucleus. The transcript has 3 exons.